UAUGAAUUUGUGAUUGUUAAACCUCCACUGAACUUCCCGCUUGUGGCGUGAACAACUCCUCAACGUACCUCUAACACUCUUCAGCCAAUCACAACGCUCCAUAAUCCCAAUUCUCAUCCAUCUCUUCCCAUGUGGCAUACCCUUCUCCACCCCUUUCCUCUUUUCUUUUCCAAUUUUCUUUUAAAAAUUAAUCUUGUCUUGUUCCUUGUUCUUUUUUGCGCUCCUCCACUCUCUUACUCUGCAAAACUCUCAACCUCUACUCACUUUCUCUCUCAUCAAACUCCAUGAAAAUCGACAUUCAAGCUUAGCUUUAAAAAUCAUCACUCUCUCUCUAUACUGUAAAACCAAUGGCACUUUCUCUCUCAGUAACCUCUCAUUCUCUUCUCGAGUUCACUCCUCUUAACCAGCACACAUUUCGUAGACUUCGAUUCUACUCUUCCUCUAAAAUCAGGACUUCUCUAAACCCCAAACCCUUGCGAUUUCGUCAAAUUAGAGCUGUCAGGGAGAAUACGAUCCCGCCGAAGGAAGAGAGAGAAGUUCCGGUGAUUAAUGGAGUCGAUAGCUUGAAACUGAACGGAAAUGGUUCGGUUGGGAGCUACUUGAAUGGUAAUGGCGGAGUGAAAGGGAGUGGGAAUGGAAGACUAGUUAAGUUUGUUGAUGGUGAUAGUGUGGUGGCGACAAAUGGUGUGGCGGGUGGAGUUUCUGAUGCGAAGGUUGCAGCGAUAGUGGCGGAGCAGACGAAGGCAGUGAAGAAGAAGUCAGUGGAGGAUAUUGGACAAGAAGAUGCUUGGUUUAAGCAAGGCGGACGGGAUCAAUUAGAGGUUUCUGUUGCGCCUGGAGGCCGCUGGAGCAGGUUUAAAACAUAUUCGACAAUACAAAGGACAUUGGAAAUUUGGGGAUUUGUUCUGACAUUUGUCUUUAGAGUUUGGUUGAGCAAUCAGAAGUUUUCAUAUAAAGGAGGGGUGACUGAAGAAAAGAAAAGGCUGAGGCGGAUAACUCUUGCUAAAUGGUUGAAGGAAAAUAUUUUGAGGCUAGGUCCAACGUUUAUCAAAAUCGGACAGCAGUUCUCCACGAGAGUAGAUAUACUUGCUCAAGAAUAUGUUGAUCAACUUUCAGAACUUCAGGAUCAAGUUCCUCCUUUUCCAUCAGAGACAGCCGUAUCUAUUGUUGAAGAGGAGCUUGGAGCUUCCAUAAGUGAUACCUUUGAGCGCUUUGAUUAUGAGCCCAUAGCAGCAGCAAGUCUUGGUCAGGUCCACCGAGCAAGAUUAAAAGGACAGGACGUAGUUGUUAAAGUGCAGAGGCCUGGGCUCAAGGAUCUCUUUGAUAUUGAUCUAAAAAAUCUGAGGGUGCUUGCGGAGUACCUUCAGAAGAUUGACCCGAAAUCAGAUGGUGCAAAGAGGGACUGGGUGGCAAUUUAUGAUGAGUGUGCUAGUGUAUUGUACCAGGAAAUUGACUACACCAAGGAAGCAGCUAAUGCAGAACUAUUUGCUAGCAAUUUCAGAAACAUGAGUUAUGUCAAGGUUCCUGGAAUUUUUUGGGAAUACACUACUCCACAGAUUUUGACCAUGGAGUAUGUCCCGGGGAUUAAGAUAAAUAGAAUUCAAGCCUUAGAUCAGUUGGGAGUUGAUCGCAAAAGGUUAAGUCGAUAUGCUGUUGAAUCUUAUUUGGAACAAAUACUUUCUCAUGGUUUCUUCCAUGCAGACCCACACCCCGGAAACAUUGCUGUUGAUGAUGUGAAUGGUGGAAGACUGAUUUUUUAUGACUUUGGAAUGAUGGGAAGUAUCAGUUCAAACAUUAGAGAGGGCUUGCUUGAGACGUUUUAUGGAGUUUAUGAGAAGGACCCAGACAAGGUCCUUCAAUCUAUGAUUCAAAUGGGCGUUCUAGUACCUACUGGAGAUAUGACUGCUGUGAGAAGAACCGCAAAAUUCUUCCUCGAUAGUUUUGAGGAACGUCUGGCAGCCCAAAGGAAAGAAAAGGAAAUGGAAGCAGCAGCAGAACUUGGAUUCAAAAAGCCAUUAAGCAAGGAGGAAAAACUUCAGAAGAAAAAGCAAAGGCUAGCUGCAAUUGGGGAAGAUUUAUUGGCAAUUGCUGCUGACCAACCUUUCAGAUUUCCGGCUACAUUCACGUUUGUUGUUAGAGCAUUCUCUGUUUUAGAUGGGAUUGGAAAGGGGCUUGACCCUCGAUUUGAUAUUACUGAGAUUGCCAAACCCUAUGCUCUAGAACUGCUCAAAUUUCGUGAAGCUGGUGUUGAAGUUCUUGUGAAGGAUUUCCGUAAGAGAUGGGACCGGCAAUCUCAAGCAUUUUACAACUUGUUUAGACAGGCAGAUAGAGUUGAGAAGCUUGCUGAAAUUAUUGAACGACUGGAAAAAGGAGACCUGAAGCUUCGUGUUCGAACUUUGGAGUCAGAGAGAGCUUUCCAGCGUGUAGCAGCUGUUCAGAAGACAAUAGGAAGUGCUGUAGUUGCUGGCACCUUAGUGAAUCUAGCCACACUUUUGCAUCUCCACUCAGUUCGGGUGCCUGCCAUCGCCGCUUAUGCUGUCUGUGCACUAUUUGGCCUUCAAGCUUUAUUUGGUGUUCUUAAGGUCAAAAAAUUAGACCAAAGAGAGAGAUUGGUUACCGGAACUGCUUGAGCAAAUGGUUGUGGUUAUGCACAUAUGCAUAUGCACCCUCAAUGAUCAUAACCAUCAUUGACAACAUGUUCCACAUUACAGGAUUCAGCUGGGCCAAUCUGGCCUUCUGAAUAGCUAAGCUGUUGCCAAGGGUGCUGAUUCUACAAUUGAAAACACUUUUUCUAAUGGAGUUACUCAGUGCUUUAAAUUAAAGCUUCUUGACAGAUUCAUAAAGACAUACGAGUAGACCGGACUUGUUAUGGUCCAACUACACACACACCAAUUUGUCAGGUAGAUAGCGGGUAGGUCACAUAAUCCAUUGUCAACUUUUAGAAGUAACCACCCCAAGUUCAGCUUUGAAGGUUGGUUCUAAUCUGCACUGUCAACCAUUUACAUCAUGUUCGCUAUCCUACAUGCUAGGUAGACUGCAAAAUUUUUGCCCCCUUUAAUGGUCGACGUAUAUAUUGUAUAAAUUGGUGUUGUAAAAAUAUGUACUAGCUAUGUGCACUAACUGUAAAGUAGAGAGGGUACUUCAUUCUUGAGUUUGCGGCAAAUAAUACUGUACUAUACCUGUGUUGUAUAUCAGUUUCGCUUGUAGAACUCCUGCUCUUGUUCAUAUAGCCAAUAUACUGUAUUGCAGGCUGAAAAUCUUGUAAAUUAAAUACGAAUACAAUUAAGAUUUGAAUUAGCUAUAUGAAUUCGUAAUGGAUAACAAAA
Molecule: messenger RNA, 3326 nt
Organism: Spinacia oleracea (spinach)
Lineage: Eukaryota; Viridiplantae; Streptophyta; Magnoliopsida; Caryophyllales; Amaranthaceae
Product: protein ACTIVITY OF BC1 COMPLEX KINASE 8, chloroplastic
Exons: 21
Coding region: 348-2630 (760 amino acids)
Biological process (GO): regulation of response to reactive oxygen species
Source: RefSeq, a predicted model, not a curated record